AUGCCAUCAUCUAAUGCUUCGAUAUCUAGUGCAGGAUCUCACGCAAGAUCAACCUAUAGAAAAGUUGCUGAUACGGCUACUGUGGAUGAAAACUUGUUUGGUACGAACAAGUCAUCAGCAAGGGGCCAACCACAACAAAAACAACAACAAAAUAACUCAAUGAAAAUGGAUAAAAGGACAUUACAAACUGUCAAAAAGCAGCCAGAUGCUGUCGUUAUUUCAGCUUCCGAAUUUAUGACCCUGAAAGAAAAAGCAACUCCUCUUGAAAAACAAAGGGAAGCUGAAAGAAAAAAAAGGGAAGAAACAUUGGAAGCUAUGGAAAGAAAGGAACGUAUAAGACAGCUUGAUAGAGAAAAGAAAUCUAAGGGAGACAUGAAAAAAUCUGAUCUUGACGUAGAAAAUGAAGAAAAACAAUUACAACUCCUUGAAAAAGCUAUCACUCAAAUGGAUGAAAAUAUUGAUGAAGUCAAGAGGAUGAAUAGUAUGGCCUUGUAUUCUCAAUGUGUCACAAUUAGAGACAAGCAAUUGGAGGAAAAACAAAGAAUUAUCUAUGAGAAACAAGAGGAAGAUAGACGACUUGAUGAAUUGAUGGAACUUGAAAGGUUAAAGGCCAUUAAAAUGUAUGAACAAAGAGAAAAAAAGAGACAAGAAGACAGAAGAAAUGGAUCACUUGUAAUUAAAGAACAAAUGAAGGAAAGAGAAAAGGAAAGACUGAGAGAACUCGAGUUAAAGAGACAAGAACAAGAUGCAAUGUUGUAUCACAUGCAAAAGAUGAAAUCCGAAGAUAUUAAGGAGGCAGAGGAAAAGAAGAAGCAAGAAAAGUUACUUAUGGAAGAAAUUGCUCUUGCGAAUGCAGAACAAAUAUCUCUGAAGAGAAGAUUAAAACUUGCUGAGCUUGAAGAAGAUAGACAAAUUGCUGACUACCUUGCAGAAAAGGAAAGAAGAGAACAAGAAAUAACGGAUCAACAAGAACGAUUAAGAGCAGAAAAGGAAAGAGAAGUUGCUCGUCUAAGAGCUCUCCAAGAAAAGGCACAAGACAAGCUUUCUGAAAUGGAUACUCUGAGAGCUAAACGAGCACAAGAAGCUCUGGAAAGAGAAUUCAGAAAAAAGAAAAUGCAAGAAGAGGAAAAGAGAGUUAAAAUGAAUCAAGAACUUCAUGGCACAAGACAAAAGCAAAAGAUGGAAAAGGAAAAUAAGAUUGCUGAACUUGCAAGAGAGGACAGAGAAGAUUUUUCGAGGAUUGUGGAUCACCAAAAGAAGCUCGAAGAAUUGGAAAAGCUUAAGGCUGAAGAGGAGAAAAAGAGACGAGUUCAGACUCAACAACAGCUGAUGCAACAAAUGGAUAACACUAAAGAAGAAAAAGACAAACAAAGAAGAGAAUAUCUUGAGGAAGGCGAAUUACUCAAGAGAAAGAUGGAACUCGAGAGAAAGAAAGUCGAAUUAAUAAGAAAAAAGAAAUUGCAUGAGUUGUUAGAGAGUGGUAUUCAAGAUAAGUACACAGGGAAGUUAAUGACAACUGAUUUUACUGUAGAAAAAUUGAGAUCUGCAGCUCAAGAUAUUCCUCUUUCAAAAGCUGCUGGUGCUCCUGCUAAGAAAUAA
This is a messenger RNA of Naegleria gruberi, 1599 nucleotides long. RefSeq lists its product as uncharacterized. The coding region runs from base 1 to 1599 and encodes 532 amino acids. The record is from RefSeq and is a predicted model, not a curated record. NCBI's taxonomy places the organism in Eukaryota, Heterolobosea, Eutetramitea, Acrasida, Naegleriidae. The transcript has 2 exons.